AUGCCAACACGCUCGGCGGCGGUCUGCUCCAUCUGCUACGACGGCAUCCGGUGGGACGACCGCCUCGUCCUUCCGUGCAAGCACGUCUUCUGCCGCGGCUGCAUCGACCACAUGUUCCUGCACCACCACCGCACGGCGGACGACUACGCGUCGCAGUGUCCGAUGUGCCGCGCGCCGCUCAUGGGCGAGGCGGAUGAGCUCUUCACAAAGGGCUCAUGGUGCCUUGCCGGCUUCCAGCGCCAGGUCGAGCUGCAGAUGCACGGCCUCGAUCUCAUCUUCCCGUUCGAGAUCGGGCACGCGAUCACCGCGUUUGAGGACUGCAUCACGGCGGUGGAGGGCCACGCCACCGGCCCGGGCGGGCUGAACCGCAUGGCCGCCGCAGCGCAGUACAACAUCGGCCGCUGCUACGAGCUCCGCUGGGCCGCCGCCGACGACCUGCGCAGCGACGAGGCGCAGCAGGACGCCCGCGACGCCAUGCGCGCGUACGAGCUGGC
Messenger RNA from Emiliania huxleyi CCMP1516, 494 nucleotides. RefSeq lists its product as hypothetical. The annotation marks the transcript as partial. NCBI's taxonomy places the organism in Eukaryota, Haptophyta, Isochrysidales, Noelaerhabdaceae. The transcript has 2 exons. The record is from RefSeq and is a predicted model, not a curated record.